GGAGCUGGGAGCGGGUGACCGGCGGCGGGGAAGCGGCCUGGGUUGGCCCUCCGAUUGCGGGGUCCUGGGGGCAUCUCGCCGGGUACCCCCCUGGCCCGCCUACAAGGCCUUCCCCGGCCAGAGCAAUGGCCGCCGAGAACAGCAAGCAGUUUUGGAAGAGGAGCGCCAAGCUGCCGGGAAGGUCUUAUCUACAUCUUUUCCCUGGAAGCACCCACACCCCUGGACUGGAUGAGGUGCUUCAACAGGUGUCCUAAUCUUAGCAGAGACUGAGGGAAGGCAGAAGAAGCACUGAAAGAGCAGUAGACUUAAGAGUCAAGAAAUCUGCAGUUCUGCAAUGUGAUUUGGGAUGUUCAUGGGGCCAGCAACUCCCUACUUCCAAAAGCACAAGAUAGAAAAGCCCACCUUCAGUGCCCCCCACACCAUCUACUCCUACCUAUCAGUCAUGCCUGCUGUGAGUGACAAAGAGAAAUAUCCACUGAUCAUCCAGCCUGUGUAUGGAGCACAACACCCUCCUCUGGACCCUCGACUCACCAAAAACUUCAUCAAAGAACGGUCCAAAGUCAACGCAGUUCCUUUGAAGAGUAAGAAGGCCUCCAGUUUCCAUGAGUUUGCCCGGAAUACCAGUGAUGCUUGGGACAUUGGUGAUGAUGAGGAAGAGGACUUUUCCUCCCCUUCUUUCCAAACUCUAAACUCAAAAGUUGCUCUGGCAACCGCAGCCCAAGUCCUGGAAAACCACAGCAAGCUGAGGGUGAAACCAGAACGCUCCCAGUCAACAACAUCUGAUGUUCCUGCCAGCUACAAGGUCAUAAAGUCCAGCAGUGACGCUCAGCUGUCCAGAAAUUCCAGUGAUACAUGCCUGAGGAACCCGCUCCACAAACAGCAGUCACUCCCUCUCCGACCCAUCAUCCCCCUGGUUGCCCGCAUCUCGGACCAGAAUGCGUCCGGGGCGCCCCCGAUGACUGUCCGGGAGAAAACCCGCCUAGAAAAAUUCCGUCAGCUUCUCUCCAGCCACAACACUGACUUAGAUGAACUGAGGAAGUGUAGCUGGCCAGGGGUUCCCAGGGAGGUUCGACCUGUAACCUGGAGACUCCUGUCGGGCUAUCUUCCAGCAAACACCGAGAGGAGGAAGUUGACCCUGCAGCGGAAGCGGGAGGAAUAUUUUGGCUUCAUUGAGCAGUAUUAUGACUCUCGAAAUGAGGAACAUCACCAGGAUACCUACCGACAGAUUCACAUUGACAUUCCAAGGACAAACCCGCUCAUUCCGUUGUUCCAGCAGCCACUUGUACAGGAGAUCUUCGAAAGAAUUCUAUUUAUCUGGGCCAUCCGACACCCUGCCAGUGGGUAUGUCCAGGGAAUUAAUGACCUGGUCACCCCGUUCUUUGUCGUCUUCCUCUCAGAAUAUGUGGACAGGGGGCUGCUGCCUAGGACAGGGUGGAGCAGCUGUGGUCACUCAAGGAAAUGGCGCUGUCCUCCCGUACUGCUGGCCCGGCCCUGGAGAGUGGGCUGGCGGAGCCUGUGGGUCAGGUUGUCUGUGGUGGUGGGAGUUGGAGAAGAGGAUGUGGAGAACUUUGAUGUGACCAAUUUGUCUCAGGACAUGCUUCGAAGCAUUGAAGCUGACAGCUUUUGGUGCAUGAGCAAGCUGCUAGAUGGGAUCCAGGAUAACUACACCUUUGCACAACCAGGGAUCCAGAAGAAGGUCAAGGCGCUGGAAGAGCUUGUUAGCCGGAUUGAUGAGCAGGUACAUAAUCACUUCAGGAGGUACGAGGUCGAAUACCUACAGUUUGCCUUUCGUUGGAUGAACAACCUGCUCAUGCGGGAGCUUCCCCUUCGCUGCACCAUCCGCCUAUGGGACACAUACCAGUCUGAACCAGAAGGGUUCUCCCACUUUCAUCUCUACGUGUGUGCAGCCUUCUUGAUCAAGUGGAGAAAAGAGAUCUUGGAUGAGGAGGACUUUCAGGGUCUCCUGAUGCUGCUACAAAACCUACCUACGAUACACUGGGGCAACGAAGAGAUCGGGCUGCUUCUUGCCGAGGCGUACAGACUGAAGUACAUGUUUGCCGAUGCCCCUAAUCACUACCGUCGAUAGGUGCUGUCUUCCCAGGGGGACCCAGACUGUCCCCAUCUCUGAUGGCAAUCUGAUCACUGUGGCCACUGUGCGAGCCGUGGACUCCGGCCAGGAACCACUCCUGCUGUAAAAAGCUCACAUCCGCCGCCCAGGUCUUAACUCUUUGGCGUGCCUGUCCACCACUCCAUGUCUCCGGAUGUGUUUCUCGGACCACUAUCAGUAUUCCAUGACAUGUGGAUGGGCCCGGCUCUGGGAGAGGACAGGAAAGGAGGUACAGGGUUGUCUGCCCCUUUCAAAGAAACUGGACAAAAGAAGGGGAAGGCUCAGGGUCUCAACUCACAUUGUCCCUACAUGGACUGACUGUCUCUCACCUCCCGGCCCCAACUGAUGCCGUUGCUUUUUGUGACAUAGUUUGAUUUGAUCACAGGUCAAAAAACGCCUUAUGUUUUCAGAAGACUCCUGGCCCUUCCUCCCCCCAGUUCCUAGCCCUUCCCCUUCUGCCCUGGUCUGAGCCAGUGAGGGGCAGCUGGAGACUGUUGUUCUCAGAUGGAGGAGGUACUGAUGCUUAUAACUCUGGGAAGAGGCCUACACCCAAGGGCUAGGAAUUUUAUUUUUCCUUUUCUCACCCAAUGUCUGUAUGUGCGCCCGCGUUUGUGUGUGUGUGUGUGUGGGUAUACACACCCGUCAGCAUUUAGUUAUGUGUCUGAAUUUAUGUGUCCAGACUAGCCCCGUCACCACCAGCUGGGAAGGGCCCCGGUGACCCAAGUAUACAGGCGUCCCUUGAGAAGGAUCAGGGCAGGGGAGGGAGAAGGGGCUUUAUACCUCUCCAACCCCUUUUCCCAUGAUGACCCACUCCAAGAUAUUAUGUGUAAAUUGUGUUAUUAUGUAUAUGGGUAAAGAUGUACAAAUAUAUGUCCUCUUUGUAGCAGAUAUGAUUUUAUAUUUAUAAUGUGCAUCAACGUGUGCAAGCAAUCUCGGUCACUAGCUCAGAUGAAGUUGCCAGGCAGGGGGUCUGGCAUCUCCAGGUUGGCUUCUGGGCGCCCUCCUGUGAGGGGGAGGAUGGGAGUCUGCCAGAGUGAGUGUCGCCGAGCAAAUGGACCUGCUUUGACAACUGGUGGCAGCUGUCCCAGCAUCAGUGUCUCCGAGUUCUUCUCUCUUCCCUCCCCGCCCCUCCCCACCCCGCCCGGGCUCUUUGUGGAGCAUCUGCCCCACUCCUUCCCCGUGGUGGGCAGACAGAGCCCCCCACCUCUCACCCCCAGAGGCAGAAGCCCUCCUGCAUGUUUUCAGCCCCUCCCUUUCCCCAGGAGGCUGGGGGAGAGCUUUUGUUUUUCCGUUUAAGUCAGCAUCGUAUUCAAGCCAGAAGCUGUGACUGGCUCAUCAGUGCCAAGGAAAGGGGUUUUCUGUGUCUCCCUGGGAUUUGGCGCUCUUCUCAGAGGUAUCCAGUGUCCCCCACUGUCACCACCAUACCCCACACAGCUCAUGAGAUGGGUGACAUGCUGGAUUUGGGGGGUUCCAUAGCGGAGGGGCGGGGGGAUGGUGGCGAGCAGCUGCCCUUCUCCCGGGAAGCCGGUCAGUGUCCCCGGUGGGUGACGCCCUUGAGUUUCUGCUGGCGAAGCUCCGCCGCGCCGUUCCAUUUCUCAUCUGGAGCUGUUUCUCAGGCAUUCUUCCUAACCCCCUCCUCUUCCCCUUCAGUGUGCCUCAGUAGUCUCCUUCACAGAGCGAGAGGGCUGUGACCCUCCCCUCAACCGGACUAAUUAAAGAAAGACACUUGUGUUCCCAAGUGGUGGUUUUAUUUUUUUAGUUUUUAUGUUUGUAUGGAAAUUGUGGAUAAAGUGAAAGAGUUGUAAAUAAAUAGUGUAUUUCCUCCUCCA
Mirounga angustirostris (Northern elephant seal) is the source of this 3936-nucleotide messenger RNA. It is a transcript of the gene TBC1D22B, whose product is annotated as TBC1 domain family member 22B. NCBI's taxonomy places the organism in Eukaryota, Metazoa, Chordata, Mammalia, Carnivora, Phocidae. Bases 347 to 2086 code for a protein of 579 amino acids. The record is from RefSeq and is a predicted model, not a curated record. Gene Ontology annotation, biological process: activation of GTPase activity. The transcript has 16 exons. Gene Ontology annotation, molecular function: GTPase activator activity.